AUGCCGAUGAGCUUCAUGCCCACCUCCUCACCUCCGGCAUCCUCAUCCACCCUUCCUCAUCCUCUAUCUCUACUCCUCCACCCCCCACUCCACCUCCUCGCUCGCUCCCUCCUCCCUCUCCACCCCAACUCUGCCCUUCCUCUACAAUGCCCUAAUCAAGGCUUCCUCCAAUGGCUUAACCCUCUCAACGCCCUCCUCGUCUUCUCCUUCCUGCUCUCCUCCAGCAUCUCCCCUGACCCUUUCUCCUUCUCCCUUUCCUUCACCGCUACCGCCCGCGCCUUCUCCCUCUCUCAACCAGGGAAGUUAAUUUCAGCCUUAGAGGUGUUCUAUGCCAUGGAUGAUGAUGAAAAGAACUUGAUUUCAUGGAACUCAAUGAUCGGUGGUUGCGCACGGUUUUUGAACAGAAUCGGGAUGAUGGAUGAAGCAUUGGAGUUGUUUGAUAAAAUGCAGAAAAGGGAUGUAAUAGCUUGGGAUAGUGUGCUCGAGGGGUAUAUGGAUAUCGGGAAUGUUGAGCUUGGCCUGUGUUUGUUUGAUGAAAUGCUGGAGAGGGAUGUGAUUUCCAAAAAUAUCAUGAUCAAUGGGUACGUGAAGAAUGGUAUGAUCAGUGAAGCAUUGUUUGUCUUCAUGAAGAUGCAGGUCGAAGGUGGUAUAGUCCCCGAUGGCACGAUUCUGGUCACUGCUCUUUUUGCCAUUUCAGAGCUCGGUUGUACCAGUCUCAGAUUAUGCAUACAUAAAUACAUAAGGAUGAAGCACCUAUCCAUGUAUGGAAAGCUUGACGUCGUACUUAUUGACAUGUACUCAAAGUGUGGCUAUCUAGGGGAGGCAUUGCAGUUGUUUAAGACAUCCAGUAUCCAAAUAGUAGAUCACUAG
This is a messenger RNA of Dioscorea cayenensis subsp. rotundata (Guinea yam), 870 nucleotides long. Its product is annotated as pentatricopeptide repeat-containing protein At2g45350, chloroplastic-like. Gene Ontology annotation, biological process: RNA modification. Bases 1 to 870 code for a protein of 289 amino acids. The transcript is spliced from 3 exons. Lineage: Eukaryota; Viridiplantae; Streptophyta; Magnoliopsida; Dioscoreales; Dioscoreaceae. Gene Ontology annotation, molecular function: protein binding; RNA binding. The record is from RefSeq and is a predicted model, not a curated record.